This is a messenger RNA of Haliaeetus leucocephalus (bald eagle), 2512 nucleotides long. It is a transcript of the gene TPP1, whose product is annotated as tripeptidyl peptidase I. Lineage: Eukaryota; Metazoa; Chordata; Aves; Accipitriformes; Accipitridae. Gene Ontology annotation, molecular function: tripeptidyl-peptidase activity; serine-type endopeptidase activity. Gene Ontology annotation, biological process: DNA-templated transcription initiation; proteolysis; central nervous system development. Gene Ontology annotation, cellular component: nucleus. The record is from RefSeq and is a predicted model, not a curated record. The transcript is spliced from 14 exons. Bases 1 to 2439 code for a protein of 812 amino acids.
AUGGCGUGGGGGUGUCGGGGUGUCCCCGCCGUGCUGGCGCUGUGUGCGGCCGCCUGGAGCUGCGCCGCGGGGCCGACCCUGGAGCGUGACCAGCCGUUCCGCGUGCCCCCCGGCUGGACCCAUGGCGGACGCGUGAAGCCCGGCCACGAAGUGCAGCUGACCUUCGCCCUCCGGCAGCGAGGUGUGGGGCGUCUCGCCCAGCUCGUCGAUGCUGUCUCAGACCCCUGCUCACCACGAUAUGGCAAGUACCUGUCCCUGGAGCAGGUGCGGAACCUUGUCCAGCCGUCCCCAGCCACGCUCAUGGCAGUGCUGAAGUGGCUGCAAGGCCAUGGAGUUGAGACCUGCAGGAGUGUUACCACCCUUGAUUUCCUGGAGUGCCGCAUGCCAGCGAGCACGGCCGAGCGCCUCCUGCCAGGGGCUGAGUUCCACCGCUACGUGAAGGGCCAGCACAGUGUUGUGCGCUCCCCGCUCCCCUACGCUGUCCCGGAGGAGCUGGCUGAGCACAUUGACUUUGUGGGUGGCCUGCACCGGUUCCCUGCGGAGAGAAAGGUGGUCAACAGAGCCUGGGCCAAGAGGGAAACGGAGUCAAGGCAGCACAGUGGAGGGAGAGCAGCUUUCCACCUGGGUGUCACGCCUUCCAUCCUUCGUAAAAGAUACAACAUGACGGGAGGAGACAUAGGGCUACUGCCAAACAACAGCCAGGCCUGUGCCCAGUUCUUGGAACAGUAUUUCCACCAGGCCGACCUGGCUGAGUUUAUGCAGCUCUUUGGCAGCAGCUUUGGCCACCGCUCUGAGGUUGACCAAGUGGUUGGGCACCAGGGCAAGGGCAAGGCUGGGCUGGAGGCCAGUCUGGAUGUGGAAUACAUCAUGAGCACGGGUGCCAACAUCUCCACAUGGGUCUUCAGCAAUGCAGGGAGGCACGAGAGCCAGGAGCCCUUCCUGGCCUGGCUGCUGCUGCUCAGCAACAUGUCAUCGCUGCCUUGGGUGCACUCUGUGAGCUACGGGGAUGACGAGGACAGCUUGUCACGAGCCUACAUGGAGCGUGUGAACAUGGAGUUCAUGAAGGCAGCUUCCCGGGGCUUGACCAUCCUGUUUGCCUCAGGUGACGAUGGUGCUGGGUGCAGAAGGGUGCCUGGUGGGAACCACACUUUCCGGCCCAGCUUUCCAGCCUCAAGUCCCUACGUCACCACUGUGGGUGGAACAUCCUUCAAGAACCCCUUCCUGGUGACUGCAGAGGUGACGGACUACAUUAGCGGGGGGGGCUUCAGCAAUGUCUUCCCCAUGCCCGAUUACCAGGUGAGGAUGCGCCUGCUCUGCCGGACGCCGGGGCCCGGAGGGGACCGCGUGGCGCUUGGCAGGGGUGAUGAUGGGCCACAGUCGGCACAGGCAGCCCCGGGGCUGGGCCGCAGGCCAGGGGAAGGAGGGGCAGAGAUGAGCAGGGGCAGAGUCCCGCUGCCAGGCAUCCCACUCCUUGCCUUGCGCUCUCCCCAGGCCGCCGCAGUCAGGCGCUUCUUGCGCUCGGCCUCGAAGCUGCCUCCCAGUUCCUACUACAACAGCAGUGGCCGUGCCUACCCUGACCUGUCCGCCCUCUCUGACAACUACUGGGUGGUGACAAACCGCAUCCCGCUGCCCUGGGUGUCGGGGACAUCGGCGUCCACACCUGUGGUGGGGGGCAUGGUGGCACUCAUCAACGACCGGCGCCUGCAGCGGGGGCUUGCGCCCCUGGGCUUCCUCAACCCUGCGCUCUACCAGCUGCGGGAGCAGGGGCACGAUGCCGCGCUCUACGACGUGAGCUGGGGCGGGGGGGCCGGGGCUGCCAGGGGAGCAGCUGGGUUGGUGCCCAUGGGUGCUGGUGGGGAGGCCUGGGUCUCCUGCUUGGGGUCGGGCAGGGCAGGGCCAGCGGCGUUCCGGGGGGGGGGGGGGGGUAUGCUGCCUUCCCGCGGGACCUGUGUCCCAGAGGGGGUUGGGGGGGGUGUCUCCGCUGCCUUCCUGCGAGGGCGCGGCCAAUGGGGACGUGAAGCCGGUGGUCUCCACGACGCCGCUGGUGGACUUCCUCAUGCAGCUGGAGGAUUACACGCCCACGGUACACGGGAGGCACUGGGGGCAGGCGGCACGCAGGUGACGGGCUGCCACAGGGAGCGGAGUUCCUCCAACUUUUCUCCUGUACAGAUCCCCGAUGCUGUCACGGGCUAUUACCUCAACAGAGCAGGAUUCGAGGCCUCUGAUCCACGCAUCAUUCGUUUGAUCUCUCUGGCCGCACAGAAGUUUAUUUCUGACAUUGCCAACGAUGCACUGCAGCACUGCAAGAUGAAGGGAACAGCCUCGGGCAGCUCCCGCAAUAAGAGCAAGGAUAAGAAGUAUACGCUGACCAUGGAAGACCUGACACCAGCACUUGCAGAAUAUGGCAUCAAUGUGAAAAAGCCACAUUACUUCACAUAAAGACUGAGGGAUUGUCACUGGGAACUUUUUUAGGGUCGCUUCUGUGCCAUUAAACAGCUGGGUAGUUUUUUUU